Diplodia corticola is the source of this 957-nucleotide messenger RNA. RefSeq lists its product as uncharacterized. The transcript is spliced from 6 exons. The record is from RefSeq and is a predicted model, not a curated record. Lineage: Eukaryota; Fungi; Ascomycota; Dothideomycetes; Botryosphaeriales; Botryosphaeriaceae. The coding region runs from base 1 to 957 and encodes 318 amino acids.
AUGGUUAAAGUUUCCGUGGCGGGCGGCUCUGGAAACGUCGCUCGUGAAGUCAUCGACCAGAUACUGGCCCGCAACAAGCACGAGGUGACCAUUCUUGAGCAGAGGCCCACGGAGAGCCCGUGCGCCGCGGACAAGAAGGGCAUCAAGUGGAUACACGUCGACUACUCCGACAAACCAUCGCUGGCCCAGGUCUUGCGAGGGACCGACGUCGUUCUAUGCUUCUUCACCGGACUGGACUAUACAAGCGCCGUGAGAAACUCGAAGAACCUCAUCGAUGCAUCCAUCCAAGCAGGCGUCAAACGCUUUGCGCCGUCUGAGUGGGGAAGCCGGUUGAACUGGAGCAUUCCUCACUACAGGUUCAAGGACGAGAUCCGCGAAUACCUCGAGGAGUGCAACAGUGGGAGGAUCAGAUUAGAAUACACAAUCUUCCAGCCCGGUCUCUUCACAAACUACUUUGGUUUCCCCUAUUCCACGACCAAACACCUGUCCAUGAGCCCAUGGCUUGUCGACUUCGAUAAUCGCCGAGCCAUCACCGUGGGCGCCGGCGACUUCUCACUCUGCCUCACAACCGUGCAGGACAUGGCUUUUGUCGUCGCAGAGUCCCUUGAGUACGAAGGGAAAUGGCCGGUAGACGGCGGGAUUAGAGGGACACAAGUUACUAUGGCAGAACUGAUAAGGCUCGGCGAAAAGUUGAGAGGUCCCAUGAGAGUAGAAAGCGUAUCGUUGGAAGAUUUGAGAGAAGGCCAGCUCAAAACUUCGUGGUGCCCUUUGAUCACGCAUCCCUGCAUCCCGGACGAGCACCGAGAGAUUAUCUCGCGGCAUAUCAUGAUCACCUUUCUGAGGUCCGUCGCGCAGGGAGCGUGGACCGUAUCUGAUGCUUGGAAUAAACGGCUUCCCAAUUACAAGUACACCAGUGCGGAGGACUAUCUCACGCAAAUAUGGAUGGGAAAGCCAUGA